This is a messenger RNA of Linum tenue, 1461 nucleotides long. The record is from the annotation of a GenBank genome assembly. Lineage: Eukaryota; Viridiplantae; Streptophyta; Magnoliopsida; Malpighiales; Linaceae.
AAGAAAGAUAUGCACAGCUGCGCAAAUUUUCGUUUCCCGCAAGGAAAAAAGAAAAGAAAAGAAAAACGCACACCAACCCAGACCUCUUUGCACGAAACCAGCAAAGCAAGCAGUUGCGUCUCCGUCGCUCUCUCCACUUUCUCCGUCCCCGCCUUGCGUCUCUCAGAUCUUCCCAGACAUCGCCGGUGGCCGUCGUCUAGCCUGAUUCUAGUAUCCUCUGUGUUAAUUCGCGGUUUCGCCCGCCGCGUUUAUAUUGACUUCCUCGGAAUCGGAGGGGAAGAGGAAACAGUUCCAUGGCUCUGUAUAGGCGGUUUGCUCAAUCGGGAGCUCACCUCGUCAAAUUGCGCCUCCUCGAUGCUUCUUCUUCGAGGAGUUCAUCCCUCGCCGGGAAGUUGGAGCAUAGUAGACAUAUAUCCGACCUCGCCAGAACUAAUGGCGCCAACCGUGCUUUCCUCGUCGAUACAUUGGCCCUGGUAAGGAGGUUGGAAUCGCAGGACGUGCCCUCAAAGCAAGCUGAGGCGAUCACUCACGCCAUCAUUGCAGUGUUGAACGUUAGUUUGGAGAGCUUGUCGCAUUCUUGUAUCUCAAAGGAAGAAAUGCAGAAGAGUGUAAUGCUUCUAGAAUCGAACCUAUCGAAGUUCAAAUCUGAAGUCAACAGCGCUCAAGUAGCGCGCGAAAUGAUUCAAGAAUCCACCCUCUCCAAGUUCCAGAACGAAAUUCAAUCGGACUUGUCAAAGUUCCAAACCGAUACAAAGGGCUCUCAGGAUGAUCAUUAUGCUACAUUGCAACGCGAAAUCGAGAAGCUUAAAAAUCACAUAGACAAAGGGCACAGUGAACUGAGGUAUGAAAUUGACAAGGCAAAUGCUGGUCAGCGGUUGGAUUUAAAUCUCGAAAGAGGGCGGAUGCGAGAUGAGCUAUCCAAUCAGAAAGCAGAAACGACCAACCUGACUAACACGCUUGAUCGGCAGGAAAUUCAUGCAGUACGAGCUCAAGUGGAAGCAGCAAAGUACGACAUCGCCAAAUACUGCAUAGGUACCCUUGCCUCGAUGGCCGCCAUGGGUCUCGCUGUCGUCCGCAUAAUGUUGUAGGCACCCUAAUGAUCCAAAUCCAACUAACUCAAUGUAUGAAGCGUAUUUGAAGAACUUCCAUUCUUAUCUUACGGGCUACCAUUAUCCCGAUGGCGAACCAAACUCAACGCGCUAAUUAGACAGUGCCAUUGAUGAUUGACAGCACCCAUUGUUAGUGUCAUUUUAGAAGGGAUCAUUUGCCUCCUGGCUUUUCCUUGUUUCAUUUGGUGAACUGGUGUUGUUAAGAAGCUGAAACCAAAAGACGUUUUAGUAUCCCUGUGCUUGUGCAGAAUUUCUGGAUAUAUAUUUGAAUGAAUUUGAAUGAGAGACAUUCGAGUUAUAACACUUUGAUGGUAGAACAAGAACGCAGAAGAUAAUUACGAAUGUGUCAUGU